UUUAACACUUGAUUAUUGUAAGUGUUGCUGUUUCAACACAUUCAUGAUAAUUGUAAGUGUUGUUGUUUCAACACUUGAUUAUUGUAAGUGUUGUUGUUUCAACACAUUCAUGAUUAUUGUAAGUGUUGACAGUAGUUGGUGAUGAUAAAGUGUAGUGGAAGUGUGGGCUGUGACAUCUUGCGGUUGCUAAUCCGACACUCUCAAGUCAAUCUGAUCAGAUUAGCAGCGCUCCUUGGCGCCCGGGCAGCAUAUGCCACCUCCGGCUGUUGCCAUGACGAUGUGACAGCACCUUUCAAGCGGGCGACUGACCUCUCUGAGUUUGGUGUCUGUCUUCAAGACUGACAGGAUGAUGCUGAAUGACAGCUGGACCGUCAUGAACAACAGCAGUUCUGAGCUGGACAGCAAACGGCCAAGCAAACACAAGAAAUGCUGCAACUUCCUGUUAUGUGCCGCCAUUGUGGUUGCCAUGGUAGCGGGCAUCACAGCAACAGUCGCCAUCCUCUAUGUCAACCAGUAUCCUCUGCCCUUCAUCAACAGCAACAGGGGCGGGGUCUCCUCCGCGUCACCUGUCAUUUCCACCAACCCCAAAGACUCGGGGGCCUUGGUGACCGUGUCGCGCGUGGGAGACGGCGAGCCCGUCAGCAUCUUCCUGGAGCCCAACUGUCCGGACAACAGCCAGAACUUUGAGCGCUGGGAGGCGCUGCAGAGCUCGCUGAUACGAGCGCUGACCUCCCGCAACGCCGACGACUGGCAGGAGAGAGGCUCCGCCCACAAAGUGAGCGAGGAGCUGAAGGCCUUGGCGGGCCACGCCCACAACCUCAGGCUGGAAGCCGAGGCGCUGAAAAGAGGUCAGGGCCUGGUCAACCAGCGACUGGACGCACUGCAGAGCGAGCAGAGCCGCAUCGUGCAGGUGCUGUCGGAGGAGAAGUCGGGCGUGCUCAGCCUCACCGCGGACUUCAGCAACUCUCUCUCCAGCCUGCAGAGGGAGACUCAGAGUCUGAGCAGACUGCAGGCUCUCACGCCCAGAGACUGCGCUGACGUCAUGGCGGCGGGAAAUUCCCAGGAUGGCGUUUAUUCCAUCUUUCCGGUCCACAAGCCCGACGGCUUCAUGGUCUACUGCGACAUGAGCACGGACGCUGGCGGCUGGACUGUGAUCCAGAGACGAGUCGACGGCUCAGUGAAUUUCUUUCGAGGUUGGGAUGCAUAUCGAGACGGCUUUGGUACAACUACAGGGGAGCACUGGCUAGGCCUCCAGAACAUCUACACUCUGACCAGGUCAGGAGGUUACGAGCUGCGUAUCGACAUGGCCGACUUUGACAACGCCACAGCCUUCGCUCAAUACGCCGAAUUCUCCGUGGGUCGAGACUCGGUCAACCCCGAAGAGGACGGAUACCCGCUGACCGUGGACCAGUACUCCGGGACGGCAGGCGACUCUCUGCUGAAGCAUUCUGGGAUGCAGUUCACAACCAAAGACCGGGACCGGGACCAGUCGGAGAACAACUGCGCCGCGUACUACCAGGGGGCGUGGUGGUACCGCAACUGUCAUACGUCCAACCUGAACGGGCAGUACCUGAAAGGGGGCCACGCCUCUUACGCCGACGGCGUGGAGUGGUCCAGUUGGACCGGCUGGCAGUACUCUCUGAGGUUCACUGAGAUGAAGAUCCGCCCCAAAACCUAAAAGUGACUUCAUUAACUAACCCAUCCCAUUCCUGAAGUGACCAUUCCAUUCAGAAUCCAGUCUCCAUUCAACACCAUUUAUUUGGUGUAAUUAUCAGGAAACUUUUUCAAAACAGGCCACAGGUUAGAACAACUCCUGCAUGGACACGGCCUAAAGACGUCUUUAUACAAAUACAUCCUUACUGUAUACUUAAAAAAAAAAAAAAUAUUAUUUUUGGGGGGAAAAUUAUGAAUCGAUACUGAAUCGAGGGGAAUCGUGAAUCAUUUUUUUGGUGCACCCCUACUACUUACCUCUGUUUACCUCGCUUGACCAAACACACCCACAAUUAUUACAAUGUGUUUCUAACAGCUGGGAUAAAGUAGUCGCUCCAUUAGGAUUAUACAGGUAAUAUGUACUUUUUUAACCUAUUAAAAACCCAUGCCAUAAGUACUCACAUGAAUCCAUCAACAAUAACAUGCUUAGCAGUAAUCAUGUUAUUGUAUGUAUACAAUAUGAAAGACAUACAUUUUCAUGUCUUCUUGGAUGAUUUCAUCAU
Molecule: messenger RNA, 2213 nt
Organism: Entelurus aequoreus (snake pipefish)
Lineage: Eukaryota; Metazoa; Chordata; Actinopteri; Syngnathiformes; Syngnathidae
Product: fibrinogen C domain-containing protein 1-like
Exons: 9
Coding region: 347-1678 (443 amino acids)
Source: RefSeq, a predicted model, not a curated record